Molecule: messenger RNA, 6007 nt
Organism: Solea solea (common sole)
Lineage: Eukaryota; Metazoa; Chordata; Actinopteri; Pleuronectiformes; Soleidae
Gene: cmtm7
Product: CKLF-like MARVEL transmembrane domain containing 7
Exons: 5
Coding region: 131-616 (161 amino acids)
Cellular component (GO): membrane
Source: RefSeq, a predicted model, not a curated record
UGUGUGUUGACGGGGCGGGGCUCUGUGACACACUGACUGCUGUGUUAUCAUCACAGCCGCAGUUUAACCCGCACUAAACUCGCGCUUCUGUUGUUUACACCGCGUUACUUGUUUGUUUUUUACCGUAAAGAUGUCGCACACCGUCAUCACGACCACGAGCACGACGACCAGGACUUCCGGUGACAGUGUCCUCAACAUGGGCUACACCCGGACCAUCCCGGGACUGCUGAAGAUGGGACAGAUGCUUGCUUUGCUCAUCGUCUUCCUGUGCGUGCACUGUGCUCGGGGUUGGCCCAGCUGGGCGGCGUUCCAGUUCUUUGAGGUGGUGGCGCUGUGGUUCCUCAUCGCCCUCCUCGUCUUCUUCCUAAUGCACCUGUGCAGGCUGCAAGAAAAGAUGCCCUGCAUCAACUGGCCACUGACGGAGUUUUUUCAUUACUCAGUUGGGACCGUCCUCAUCCUCAUCGCCUCCAUCAUCGCUGCAGUGAAGAGUGGAUCAGUUUCAGCACUGGUGGCUGCUUCAGUGUUUGGUUUCAUCACAACAUUCCUGAUGGCCGUUAGUUUGUGGACGUCUUACAGCGUCACCUGUGGCCCUCACCCGACAGGUUCAUCCGUGUAAACAUCGUUUCAUUUCUGAAGAAAUCGACGGCUGCGUCCUGGUCUGUUUUUCUGCCCGGCAACCACCUGGACAAUGAACGUGAUUGGCUCAGCCAUCGAUUUUCCACCAUGUGAUCGUCACUGUGGUGCAAACAGUCAGUAUUUCUGUCAUGACUACAUUACCCAUCAUUCCUGCUGUCGACAUGACCUUUGACCCUUAAGCUUAAACAAACAAACCUGCUUGUAUAAGACUACGCCCCCUUCCUGUCACGUGCCAUAAAUCACUCUUCACACGUUUAUUUCACUUUAUUUUGACUUCACAGAGUUCAGUAAAACGUUUUCAGUCCAAAUCAAUAAAAUCAAAAUUACUCGGUUAUCCUGCUAAGAUAAUGUUGCUAAGUGCAUUAAAACAUUCACACUGACUCUGAUGUGCAAAUAAACACUUGCAUGCUAAUGUCGUUGUUAGCAUGCUAAAACAUCACUCAGGGGCUAACGUGCUAAAAACAAAAGCAUGCUAAAAAAAAUUAUAGACAGAUUAAUUCAUACAUUCAUUCAUUCAUUUGUCUCUGAGGGGAAAUAAAUUAAGGUUAAAGUUUAGGAUUAACGAUGCUAACAAACAUUUCAUGUGCAGAGAAAAAACAACAGCAAUGGAGUGAAAAUAGUUCGGGUUUCCUCGUGUUUACAUUUUUACUAUUGUUGCAUUUUUAAUAGAUAGAUAGAUACUUUAUUCAUCUCACAGAGAAAUUCACAUAAUAAUAUAAUAACAUACAUAACAUAAUAAUAGUGGUGGGACUCCAUUAAAAUUAAUCGCGAUUAAUCGCAUAUGAAUAUUUGACACGAAAAGCAAGAUUUUGCAAUUUAAAUGGACUUUGGUAUAUGACUUAAUCAAUGAAUAGACACAUAAAUGAGCUUAAACAACAUUGUGUUUAUUUUCAUCAGUGAGUGUUAACAUAAAGUGCCAAAUAAUUGCAUUUUUCAUAAAUUCUUAAAUUCAAGUUAGCUAUAUUCAAGCUUUUUCAGGAGUUUUUUGUAAACGUUCUGUAACUUUUCUGUUCAAGUAACUUACUCAUUUUGGCUCUGAACCCUGUCAUCUUGUCGAGUGUGGAUUGGCGACACUGCUGCUCCAACGAGGAGCGUUGUCUGUGCUAGCUGCAUGCACACACACGCACACACACAUUAUGCACACACGCAUGAUCACGCACGCACGCACACACACACACACUAUGCACACACGCAUGGUCAUGCACGCACACACACACACACACACACACACUGUGCACACGCAUGAUCACGCACGCAGACACACAGCUACGCGAGGUGGUAGCGGAGGCUGCAGUGCUCUGGUGGUUGUCACUUUUGCACACAACUGUCCUUUUAUCCAUGUUUCCACUCAGUAGAAUUUGAAAACUAAAAUUUCCGCCCACGGAACCCAGCAACAACUUCCAUUUCUCUCGUGUUUUGUCCUGUGCAUUGGUAUUCCGGCCGGGAACUCGUGCAAUGAGCAGCGUUCCGUGCUGUUUGGAGUGCAAAAAUAAAUUGCGAUUAAAUGUGUUAUUUUAUUAUCGCGUUCAUUUUUCUGUAAUUAAUUAAUUGUAAUUAACGCAAUAAAGUCCCAGUCCUAAUAUACAUAUAUACAUAUAUACAUAUAUAUGUAUAUAUAUAUAUAUAUAUAUAUAUAUAUAUAUAUAGAGAGAGAGAGAUAGAGAGAUAUAUAGAUAUAUUGUUUAUAUGUAUAUAUAUUUGUUUAGGCUGCCUUAGUGCUGACACUUAUUAUAAUAUGACUUUAGUAAAAGUCUUCAAAUGUAUGACAUUUACUUAAUUAUCAAAAGUAAAAGUAAAGUAAAAUUAAAAGUAUUAAAAAAGUGAGGAGUUAUGAUUGAGCCGCGGUGGAUCAGUGGUAGGGCGGGUUUUGACUCACACACUGUUGCUUUUACUCUGCAUGUCUGGGGUUAGUUGGUCAUUUAAAAAAACAAAACAAACAAAAACACAGUCUUUACAUUCAGUAAAUUUGUAACAGAAAAAUUAUUUUAUUUUAUUCCACUGACUUUCCAACGUGUUUAAAAUAUAUUCAGGACAUAUUUAAAUGUCCUUGGUGCUUUAAACAAAACUGUUAAAUAUCUGAAUUAUUUUCCUUCACUCAGAAAGCACAUCUCUAUGGAAGAGGACACGUGAGAAAACAUCAUGAAUUCUGAGAUUAAAGUUUGAAUUCUGAUAUUAAAGUUGGAGUUCUGUGAUUAAAGUUGGAAUUCUGUGAUUAAAGUUGGAAUUCUGUGAUUUAAAUUGGAGUUUUGAGAUAAAAUUGGAAUACUGAGAAAUAAAUUCUGAGAUUAAGUCGGAAUUCUGAGUACAAAGUCAAUUCUGAGAUUAAAGUCGGAAUUCUGAGAUUUAAAUUGGAAGUCUGAGAUUAAAGUCGGAAUUCUGAGAUUUACAUAAAUUGGAAUUCUGAGAAUAAAGUAGGAGAAUUGCGACUUCCAUUUUUAGAAUUCAUGCUGUUUUAUUUAUUUUACACGUGUCCCUAAUCCUCUUUUGUACGUCCUAAACACUGAUGAUGAGAGAAAUAGGUUCAUGUCAUAGAAACACAUCAUGUCUUUGUGGAUUAUAAAACCACAUGCAGAUUAUUAUCAGAUUAUGAUCAGACUGAUCAAGUUUACAUGACACAUAAAAUCAGUCAAAGUUAACGUGCACAGACUGAUAAAUGAAAUGUGUUUAAAUUUAAUAAAAGAACAAUCUUCUUCACAGAUUGACUAACAAAUAAAUUACAUGAACUUGGUAAUAAAAAGUUUUAAUAAAUCAUAACGUUCUCACAGAUUAAUGAAUAGAGUUUGGAGUUUGGAUUAGAUUCAUCAAAUAUAUACAAUAAAAGGUCAAAUCUUUGAGGAGCUGCAACAAUGAAUUAAACCAUUUGUUAUUCGUCAUUCAAAUAUUCUCAGUUUUUUAGAAGCAGAAAAAUCACUCAUUUAACGAUUUAAAAAAAAACCCACACAUUUCAUCAAUAAUAAACAUAAAAGGUCUUUUUUUCGACACAACACCUCGUUAGCGAAUGUUCACCUGUUUUAAACGUGUUUGUGUUUACAACUGAAAACAAAGUUAAUAAAUAAUAACAUGUCAUUAAUCUGAAUGACAGAUCAUUCAUGUCGCAUUUAUCAUAACGUUUAAAACCUAAAUAUUUAAAAGGCUCGGAACAUUUUUGACAUUUAUUUCCAUUUUAUUAUUUUUUUUAAAUCCUAAAUGGUGCUGAAAACAAACACAUCACUGCCUGUCCGUCAAUCAACCAUGCAAGCACACGUCAAAACAAACAAACAUUUCACAAAUGAAACUUAAUUGGACUGAAAAACUUUGAACUGUGAACACAUGUAUCUGUAUUCAGAUUAUUAUUAUUAUUGUUGUUAUUAUUAUGAUCUUUGUCUUAACGUCUGCUGUGACCUUUGUGACUGAAUGAAUCGGUGGAAAAAACUGCUGAGUUAGCAUUUUUUGUUUCUUUUCAUAAUGGAUUCAUGUUUUUACAAAGUUUUGUUUUUCCUGCGGUUUUUUUUCUUUUUUUUUACUACUGCAAAUUUUUACCAAACUUUGUGUAAAUAUUCGCUGCAGAUAUUUAAAUAUGCAACAAAGUAAGAAAUCAUUUUCCAAAUCAAAAAUAACAAACGUUAAUGAAGAAAAGCUACGAUACCUGAAACUUUACGUACAAUUUCAAGCUUUUACAUAAAAAUUGCACUUUUAUUGGUGACAUCUGCAAGUGUUAGCGAUCACGACGCUACUUUACAUGACGUCACCAAACAUGACUGAAAUGUUAGUUGAAUCUUUUUUAUUUUUUUUAUUUUACCUCAGUGAAUGUUGUGCGUUUGAUGACGUCAUACAAUUCAAUUCAAUUCAAUUAUUAUUGUAUAGCGCUAAAUCAUAACAUACAUUAUCUCAAGGCACUGUACAUAGACAACAUCAAGGAGAGCAGAGAAACACAACAGUUCACACUAUGAGCAAACACUAGGCAUCAGUGGAGAGAAAAAACUCCCAGAAAUCUCUAACAGAACCAGGCUCAGAUAUGUGAAGCAUCUGCCUCGACUGAUCGGGGUGAAAGGAAAAAUGGGGGACAGAGGAGAGAUGGGGGACAGAAAGGGGGGAGGGAAAGGACAAGAGGGAGAUGAGGUAGAGACAGAAGAGAGAGAGAGACCAGGAGCAGAUACACAACAACUGUAUCAAGUUACAAGUUUAUACAGUCAAUGGUUAAAUGUUUAUAGCAAUACAAUGUAAUUACAAAUGUCGCACUGCGUUCCAGUUGUAGUUGGAAGUGGGACUUUCUGUUUCUGAAAGUCGGGGCCACUUUACAAACCCCAAUGUAGGAUUCCAAGAAGGCCACCACUCGCACAAACACUGCGAUUUUUACCAUUAAUCAGUCGUACACAUUUGUAUCGCAGUUUUUGUGAGAAAAAUCCAGUGUGAAGCGUUUCAAUCAACUAACGAUGUGUUUACGUUUUUUGUUUGUUCAAGUUCUCAAAGACAUCGGGACGAUUCUACGUUUCAUUAUAAAAAAGUCAUGAACACAUGUUUAUGGUUGUAGUCUGAUUACCUGAAUACAUGUUGAUGGUUGUAAUCUGAUUACCUGAAUACGUGUUUAUGGUUGUAGUCUGAUUAGCUGAACACGUGUUUAUGGUUGUAAUCUGAUUAGCUGACCAUGUGUUUAUGGUUGUAAUCAGAUUACCUGAACACGUGUUUAUGGUUGUAAUCUGAUUACCUGAACACGUGUUUAUGGUUGUAAUCUGAUUACCUGAACACGUGUUUAUGGUUGUAAUCGGAUUUUCUGAACAUGUGUUUAUGAUUGUAAUCUGAUUAUCUGACCAUGUGUUUGUUUAUGAUAGUAAUCUGAUUACCUCAACACAGGUUUAUGGUUGUAAUCUUAUUACCUGAUCAUGUGUUUAUGGUUGUAAUCUGAUUACCUGAUCAUGCUAUAUUAUUCUUGUGAAAUAAAAUACAAAUUUUUUUUACGUUAAGACGCAGAAAAAAAUCGGGUAAAUGUCUGUUAUCGUAGAGUUAUCUUAAAGUCAUUGUGUCUCCGGGUGACACAAAACCUGAUUGUUUACAUCAUUUAUUAAUUUUCUUUUCUUUAAAUUCUGAAACUGAAGCUCUGAUCCACACGAAGGCCGAGACGUGAACGCUUGCGUUAUUAAUGAACACGUGUUAUUAAUAACGUGCGUUCAUUAAAGAUUACACAGAUAAAACAACGUGAAUCUGCUUUUUUACUUUUUCUUCAAAGUGCCUUAACUGUUGUUUUGAAUUAUCGCUUAAACCAUGAGUCACAUGAACAAAGAGAUCACAUGACCUGUGCUUUUUGGUUUUAUCUUUUAUUAAGAACAUUUGUUUAAAGUACAAAUUGUGUUGUGUUUUUUUUGCAUGUUGUAAAUUAAAGGCCCAUUGCACCAUU